Molecule: messenger RNA, 2666 nt
Organism: Exaiptasia diaphana
Lineage: Eukaryota; Metazoa; Cnidaria; Anthozoa; Actiniaria; Aiptasiidae
Exons: 12
Coding region: 95-2065 (656 amino acids)
Source: RefSeq, a predicted model, not a curated record
AUGUUAUCCGAGGAAAUGAAUUGACCCCAAAACUAGUAUAACCAAAUUUUCUCUAACACCUUGGCUUUGUGUUCAACAGUAAGCUAUAAUUGCCAUGCAAAAGCUUCUAAAAUGGCAGGUUUUUAUCUUUGUCUACCAAGUCAUGAGGAUAAAUGCUGAAGUAUGCCAUGAGACCAUGGAUGUCAUCAUCAUUCUCGACGGGUCUGGAAGCGUUACWCAGCCCAACUGGUUCAAGAGCUUGCAGUUUAGCGCUAAUCUUUCCUCGGAGAUCCUCGCUUUAAAUCCAAGAAACAAAAUUGGUAUUGUAGAAUACAGCCAAGUUGCACGAGAAGCUAUCCCACUUACAAGCAACAGCCAGAAAAUAGAAAAUGGAAUCAAAAGACUUUCAACCCAGUACCAGAAUGGAAUCACAAGAACAGAAUUAGCCUUGGACGAAGCCAUCAGGAUGUUUAAAUUGGAAAGUUUGAAUGAUGAGAAUAGAGUCCUCAUCAUCGUAACUGAUGGCAGGACCACGCCUUUGGAAGGAGUACCAGGGAAGAAGCUACUUGCUGAUCCAAUCACUACGCUUAAAAUCAUGAAGAUUCAUAUUAUCGCUGUUGGUGUAACUCAGAAAGUCAAUGAUGAAGAGCUCAACAUGAUAGCGUCUUCCGGUGAAGAUGUUCUAAAACUGGACGGUUUUGUUGAUCUCUUGAAAAAAGUCAAGCAAAUUACCAAAAUGGCAAAUUGUCCGACACCAGCACCAACGACAAAACCUACGACUGAACGACCGUCUACMCCUCCUAUACCGACCACUCAACCAACAACACCAAGUACAGAACCACCUAUCCCUCCUAUACCGACCACUCAACCAACAACACCAACACCAACAACUCCAUCUCCUACAACACCCAGAACUCCACCACCAGCAAGUUGUGRCGCCCCUUACCACAAGAUUGGGUGCUUCCACGACAAAGGAGGAGAUAUUGCUCGUCGUCCGUUACCMGAGCUGUUGUUUACAGACAGAGAUCCCGUGUCGGCAUAUUACUCGGGCAUCUCAGUUGACUGGAAGAAUUGGAACAGUUACCUUAAAAACCUUGUUUGUCGAUGUUCUAAAGCUGCUAGUGCCAAGGGUUAUAGUUUCUUUGGGAUUCAAUUCCACGGGGAGUGUCGGUCAGGUGAGAAUGCAGGAGAGACUUACAAAUCUGACGGCUUAUCAUCGAAAUGUGUAAAUACCCAGUAUAARCCUUGCUCAAAUGGUGAUCAGAUUGAAUGCGCUGGUGAGGAKGGCACGAACUUUAUCUAUGGAUUGGACAUACCAAACAACGAGGACAAGUGUAGCGUUCCAUUUCAUAAACAUGGAUGUUUUAAAGACGACAUGGUAGAACCCCGACCUUUGCCAAAUCUGAUUCUAAACGAACGAAACUCGAUUCCCUGGGGAGAAUGGGACACAUAUAUGCCUCAGCUGGUCUGCAGAUGCGCUCAAAAGGCUUCAGAACUACAGUAUAAGUACUUCAGUAUACAGUUUUAUGGUGAAUGUUGGGCAGGAAGUCYAGAAGCCAAGUUCAGUCGAUCUGGAUCAACAGACACAUGCGUAACAAAAGGCUACAAGGAAUGCUCGUCAAACAYAGAAGACAACCAGCUAUGUGUUGGAAAAAAGGAAACUAACUAUGUGUAUGCCCUUAAGUCAAAAYACGAAACAACAUGUGACGUGAAGUAUCAACGAGUUGGCUGUUUUAAUGAUAACCAAUCAAUUCCAAGACCUCUGCCAAACCUUCUGUUCACAAACCGGAAAGAAACCAGCCCUCAACACUAUUCUGGYCACGAUGUAAACUUGGGCAACUUUAACGAAUACAUUCGUGAAUUUGUCUGCAGCUGUGCUCGUGCAACAAUGAAUAUGAAAAUGUUUUAUUUUGGCUUGCAAAACUACGGAGACUGCAUGUCAGGACCUGAGAGCGCUGCUACGUACAGCAUUAAUGGAAAAUCGACCAAUUGUGUGACAGAUAACUUCGCACCUUGUUUUCCAAACUCUACCGAUUGCGUAGGCAAAGAAAACACCAACAGUGUUUAUAGAGUUUUCUUCUCAUAAGAUAUCACGACUGUUGAGGAAACUCUUGCAUCUGAUAGGCCGUUUCAGCAAUCAGUAUGACCAAUGGUAGAGGUCACCUAGCGGAAAAGGAAAGCAAUUUGUGCUUCCCCUUCAUUAAUAGCUAGUCCCAAAAUCGCCUUGGUUACUGAUGGUUGCUAAGGCUCAUUGGGGUACCAAGGUUACACCUGAUCAAUGUCGCAAUGCGAUUCUUCAAGAAAUAUCUCUUAAUUUGUGAAGGUCACAAUUUGCUUGCAGUUGUAAAGUUUAAAUAUGCUAUAGAUUAGACUAAUAAAUAUAGGGAACAUUAUUCCUAAAGAUGCAUGGUAAGCUUAUAGAUACAUAAAUAAGUUAAGGAAAUGAAAYGUUUAAGAACAAUGACUAAAUAAAAAUUGUGGUAAUUUAUUCAGAAUCUAAAUUUCAUAUAACCAAAGAAUUAACAUCCGAAAAACAAAUAUUGUUCUUCUUACGAGAGUUUACGUCUUCAYUGUGCAAUGUGAACUCUUACGUAAUUCCUCUAAUUGGCCAAUCACAGCUGAUAUAAGCCUUUACUCUCAGACAUCCUAAAUGAACCAUUAAAAAUCUUUAUAAAAGUUAGUCAGAA